ACUCGGGGGAAUAGUAAAAUCGUGACGUCAGAGAUAUUUAUGUCGAAAAGUCAGAACUCUAGGAAGAUGCCUGAAUUUCCGUUUUGGAAUUCCGACUUUUGUAAAUGUUUAACUGUUCUUUUUCUAUAGUUUAUUUCCCGUUUGUUUAUUAUCUAUUUCACUUGCUUUGGCAAUGUAAACAUAUGUUUCCCAUGCCGAUGAAGCCCCGGACAUUGAAAUUGAAGUUGACCGUUCUAAACAACUUUUUCCCAAUCAGAGCUCGUUUUUCCGACUUCCCAGUUGUCUAGAACGCACGGAAGUUCGAUUUAAAGAUUUCCGAGUUCCCAGUUGUCUUGAAACCGACACAAUAUGCCUGAAAGAGAGACUACUGUCAGGAACCGAGGAACGAAGCCGACUGCAUCGCCAAUAUCAAGGAGUUUUUGAGAGGAUGCACAUCCUUGAAAGUAGAGGGAUUUGAACCAGAGUGCCUGUACACUGGGGAGAACUUUAACAAAGUGUUGACCACUCUGCUGGGAGUCAGCUUCGCCACCCAAGACUGUGGCACUGAGAGGUCAUGUCCCCAGUCCGGCACACCUGCUCCUAGCCAGUCCACCACCUCACACACACACACCUCUUCCAGGUCCAAGUCCCUGCGCAGACAAUCCAAACCAGCGGAGAUGUCGGAGAACGGCGGAGGCGGGCUGGUGCUGGUGAAGGCGCGCUUCCAGUUCAAGCAGAACAACGAGGAUGAGCUGUCUUUCAACAAGGGAGACCUGAUCAGUGUGUCGCGCCAGGAGGAGGGCGGCUGGUGGGAGGGCUCGCUCAACGGCAAGACGGGCUGGUUCCCCAGCAACUAUGUCCGCGAGGUCAAGCCCUGUGAUAAACCUGUGUCUCCUAAAGCAUCUCAACUGACCAAGAACUACUACAGUGUGGUGGUGCAGGACAUCCUGGAGCAUGAGAGGGAGUUUGUCAAGGAGCUGCAGACAAUGUUGAGCUGUUACCUACGACCUCUAAAGGCCAGCGACAAGCUGAGCAUUACAGACAGUGGCAGUCUGAGUGGUAACCUGGAGGAGAUCCUCCCCUUCCAGCAGGGUCUGGUUCUUGCUCUGGACGAGUGCACCAAGGUUCCAGAGAGCCAGCAGCGAUUGGCUGCCUGCUACCUCAACCUGAUUGGUCAGAUCAGGAGGCUGUACCAGUCAUACUGUUCCAGUCACCCCUCGGCUGUCUGCGUACUCACUGACCACAGUGAGGAGCUGGGUACGUUCAUGGAGAGCCAGGGGGCUAGUACGCCAGGCAUCCUGACCCUGACCACCAGCCUGAGUAAACCCUUCAUGAGGCUGGACAAGUAUCCCAUCCUGCUGCAGGAGCUAGAGAGACAUAUGGAGGAGGCCCACCCGGACUAUAGUGACAUAUUGAAGGUUACGGUGGCUUUUAAAAGCUUGGUGACCCAGUGUCAGGACCUGCGGAAACGUAAGAACCUGGAACUACAGAUCCUGUCAGAGCCAGUGAGAGGCUGGGAGGGAGACGGCAUGAAGUCUCUGGGUCACGUGGCCUACAUGUCCCUGGUCCACAUGCAGAACGGGACCAAUGAGGAGAAGGAGGAGCGCUACCUCAUGAUGUUUCCUGGUGUGCUGGUCCUGCUGUCUGCUAGUCCACGCAUGAGCGGCUUCAUAUACCAGGGAAGGCUGCCGCUGACAGGCUCCACGGUCUCCAGGCAGACGGAGGACACGGAGAACGGCAUCUACACCUUUGAGAUCACAGGAAGCACAAUGGAUCGCGUCACAGUGUUCUGCAGUAACGCCAAGGAGCUGCAGGAGUGGCUGGACCAUCUCCAUGCCUACAGCGAAGGAGCCAGCCCCGUGGGCACCAUUAUCAAGCCGGUCAGUAUGGUGGGCACCCCCACUCACCUGCCCAGCUUCAGCACCCCCAGCCAGGCCAACCGGGGACCCCUGGAGCCCCCCAAGACCACCAAGCCCUGGUCCCUGAGCUGCUUGCGCCCCGCCCCACCCCUCAAGCCCUCCGCUGCACUGGGCUACAAGGAGAGGAUGUCUUCUAUCUUGAAGGACUCCAGUAAGAGCUCUGGGCCCAUUAAGAAUUUCUUCCCAAAACGCAGAGCAGAAAGAAAACAUUCCGACGAUGAGUUGCUCUUACGGAAAAGUACAGCUGCUCUGGAGGAGGAUGCCCAGAUUCUGAAGGUGAUCGAGGCCUACUGCACAGGGGCCAGCCAGCAUCAGGCCAGCACAGCGGUGAGGAAAGUGUGUGUCCCUCAGGUCCUGCUGCCGGAGGAAGACAAGAUCAUGGUGGAGGAGAUGAAGAACAACGGUCAGACAAGCAUAGAGGAAAAGAGUCUGGUUGAUGCAGUAUAUGCUUUAAAGGAUGAGGUCCAUGAAUUAAAGAAGGAGAAUAAGUGGAUGAAGCAAUGUCUGGAGGAGGAGCAGAAGUCUCGUAAGGAGCUGGAGAGAGUGGUCAGGAAGCUGGCCAAGCAGAAGAACGACUGUGCCUGGGAGGAUGGAGGGCACUGAACAACUCCGAACUACCUACCCAACUACCUACCUACCUGUGUGUGUGUGUGUGUGUGUGACUGCCUUCAAUCCCUACAACACAGAAGGGUUGGAUUCAUGUAUCUGGACAAUGGUUACAGCAACUCUCUGGUCUGACGCUUGGAGGGGGGAGGGGAUAUAACCAGAAGCGAAAAUUCUGAUUGGUUGCCUCCCGUCUACUGGCACUGGUCAACUCUGAUGGAACCAUUUUGGACAAAGGAGAAAUAACUAGUGCUCUAGUGUCACCAGCUGCAUCGCCACUGGACUACUGUGUCUACAUUUUCAAUAGAACAUCUAAUGGGAACGAGAAGCCAUCUUUCAGUUCAAUGGAGUGUUCUCUUGCAUGCACUUGUUUCAGCAGGAGAGCGACUCCCUCAGCCAUAACUAGGGCUCAUCUGUCCCACUCUACAUCUGUUACAGCACUGUUUCUUUAUUUUGGUGUUGAGGACACCCCCUGCAGCCUUGUCGGGAAAGAGCGAGGCUUGCGUCGAGCUUUAGUGAACAUCAUUGGCAUUUUGAGAAUGCACGUUCAAGACGUGAGACUCUGCGUCUCCAAGCUAUUUCAUAGUCCUCGACGCUUUAGCUUUUCAUUUCAGAUGGGUGAGUCCUAUCCAUGGACUAACAAUCAGUCCUCUAGCUCAUGGUAAGUGGAUUUCAAUACCGCUCAUAUCCAAGCUGGUGUUAACAUUAGCGAAUAAUGUCCUUGACUGUGUUUCUUACAAUCAGCAUGGCUGUAAAGUAUUUUUAAAAUAUUGUCACACAUUAGAUGUGACGAUCAAUAUAUAGGCCAAAGCUUUCAGGGAUAUAGAUGUAUAACAAAUAGAAUACCCGUAUAUGGUGUAUUGCGUAUAAAAUAGACACAUGUAAAGAUGAUGACAACGGUGUGGCCUAUACAUUCUUACCGACACGAUAUAACAAUUAAAUACAUGUACUAAUAAUACAUAGCUUUGCUUUAUUCGGGAGUUAAAGAAUAUAUAUUGCUUAUUUAUUUUCCAUGAAAACAUUUCAUUAUGUAGAAACGUGUGUAUUGUAUGUAGGUUAUAUGGUACUGGGAACCCACUUGGGGCGGUCUCUGGGUUUCUGCCUUAAACCAACCCGCACCACAGAAACCACCUCUACAGAAUGAUAACCUAAGGAAAAAACGUUUUCAAGUGAUCUUAUUUAUUUGGCAUUGUCAAUUGGGGAAGACAAAACACAACCCAUUUUGAUUUUAAGAAUUUGGUACCACAGGAACAAUGUUAUUUGUACGUUGUAAACUGUGUCCCACAAUGUGAGUUAGGGUUACAUUCCAAGGAAGUCUCAUUGCAUCAGUGUCCUGCGCCCGUUUUCACAGAGCGUCUGAGUAGGACUGCUGUUCUAGGAUCAGUGUCCUGCGCCUGUUUUCACAGAGCGUCUGAGUAGGACUGCUGUUCUAGGAUCAGUGUCCUGCGCCUGUUUUCACAGAGCGUCUGAGUAGGACUGCUGUUCUAGGAUCAGUGUCCUGCGCCCGUUUUCAGAGCGUCUGAGUAGGACUGCUGUUGUAGGAUCAGGACCCUCUUAACUAAUUAUGGUCUAUAAGGGAACAAAGAUGAUCCUUUUCUUGGACGGUUUAUAAAUACCGUCCCUGGUCUGUCGUUCUUAUGCUUCUUUCUCAUGAGUUAAUGCAGAUGGAGAGAUGUCCCCACUUUGAUUGUGUUGAUGGCGAGUGUAAAGUAUGAGUAGUGGGAUCAAGGGCCUCACAGUGGAUUAAGUUAUGAGGUACAGAGGAAGUGGCAGGGAUUUACAUGCACAGGUUUUCUGUCAUGUUUCACAUUUCAAUGGGACUGAUGGCACUGUUUAGACGUUCUUGGGGACAGGUAAGGGUCGUGUAACGAUUCAAUGUGGAACCGGGCUUUGAUGCCUUAUGUCAAGGCUUUAGGUGAAGGAAUAUUCAGUUGAAUCACAGUACUUCCUCCCAGGAUGACAUGCAGUGCAUGCACUGUCGAAUCUGAUGUCAACCUCAUACUGCAGAGUUCAUGAAGUUCCUACUGCCAAAUGCAAUGUGACCACUUCAGUUUGACUGUUUUUACUUUAGUGUCACUCUGAGACAGUCAGUUUGGCAGUAGACCAGAAUGUAUAAAGAAACGUAUCUCUGUUAAUGUGCAGUGAUGACUCCUUCACCCCCUUAACCAAAAUGGGCCUAUUGCCUUGUCCCUGUUUCUUAGCCACGGUGUUCUCUGUUGUCCUGAUGUAUAGGAGUAUACUGUUACAAGCUGUUGUGUUCAGGUCCCACGGUCUGUCAGGUCAGCUCCACGUUUUGUCACCUGUACAAAUGUCCUUCAGUAUCAUUUGUUUAUGUUUUAUUGCUGAGAUUAUUUUUAUCAAUGCAUUAUUUUAUUUUUUUCAUAAAGUGUCUUAAAGUUUUCAAUGCCUAAUAGCCUAAGCGAGCGCUUAGACUGUUCCAUCCUGCUCAUGACGACUUGUGUCGGCAGACCACUCCACGUGUAUCAUUUGAAAAAGUUGUUUGAUGCAAAAUUAUAACUCCAUUGUAAGGCUUUUUUUUCCUUUCUAGUGGCGGCAUACUUUCAUGUUUUCAGUAUGGUCAUUCUUUUAAUAAAAAUCCAACUUUGA
This is a messenger RNA of Salmo salar (Atlantic salmon), 5108 nucleotides long. Lineage: Eukaryota; Metazoa; Chordata; Actinopteri; Salmoniformes; Salmonidae. The record is from RefSeq and is a predicted model, not a curated record.